GCCAAAAAGAAGUUGAUCAACUCAGCGGACAGCUGUGUGGACGAGGCCCUCUGCGGCCUCGUGAGGGCCAGCGGGGGCCUGUCUCUGCUGAAGGGCCACAGGGUUGUGCUCCGCUCCGACCUGGACAACCUGAGGGGCAAAGUGGCUCUGCUGUCUGGAGGGGGGUCGGGACACGAGCCGGCACACGGGGGUUAUGUUGGUGCAGGGAUGCUGUCAGCAGCUGUGGCAGGUGGGGUGUUUGCGUCUCCGCCUCCUGCCAGCAUCCUGGCUGCCAUUCUGUCUUUGCACAAUGCAGGAGCCUCUGGAGUUCUCCUCAUUGUGAAGAACUACACCGGCGACCGCCUCAACUUCGGACUGGCUGCGGAGCAGGCCCGUAACCACGGCGUCGCUGUUGACAUGGUGAUUGUGGCCGAGGACUGCGCCUUCGACCAGCCCAGUAAGGCCGGGAGGAGAGGCUUGUGUGGCACCAUCUUCAUACACAAGCUGGCAGGUGCCUUAGCAGAGGAAGGCUGCUCAUUGGACCAGAUCGUUUCCAAAGUGACAGAUCUCUUGAAGGGGAUUGGCACGCUGGGGGUGAGUCUGUCUCCGUGCAGUGUCCCAGGCUGCCUGCCUUCUUUCGAGCUACCGCCGGGAGACAUGGAGCUGGGACUGGGAAUCCACGGUGAAGCUGGAAUUAAAAGGUCAAAGGUUGCAUCUGCAGACGAGGUGGUGAAGACCAUGAUAGAUCACAUGACCAACCCUGACAGCCAAUCACAUCUGCCUCUUAAGUCAGGAGACAGUGUGGUUGUGUGUGUGAACAACCUCGGAGCUCUGUCUUGUCUGGAGUUGGCCGUGGUUACUAGAGCGGCCAUCAUCUGUCUUGAGAGUCGCGGUGUGGCGGUUGCCAGGGUGAUGUCCGGGUCGUUCAUGACAUCCCUGGAGAUGGCGGGAGUGUCGCUGACCCUGAUGAGGGCCAACCAGGAAACACUGAGACUGUUUGAUGCUAAGACCAGCGCCCCCGCCUGGCCAAACCUCAGCAGUCAGUGUGUAAGCGGACGCAGCUUAAUCAAAGACCCUGAAGCCGUGAGCAUAAGGCCCCAGGACGACACGCACUCUGAAGGGCCACUGAGUCCUGUGAUGCGUAAAGCGUUGGAGAAGGUUUGUUCCACGCUGUUGGAAAAGCAGGAAGAACUCAACUCCCUGGACCGUGCAGGAGGGGACGGAGACUGUGGGAACACUCAUGCACAGGCCGCUAGAGCCAUCCAGGAGUGGCUCCAGGAUCAUGUGGUCCCUGGUUGCCCCGGGCGACUGUUAUCCGUCCUCGCUGGAUUGGUGCAGGAGAAGAUGGGCGGGUCUUCAGGAGCGUUGUACAGUCUGUUCCUGACCGCGGCGGCUGGUCAUGUGACUGAGGGCCGGAGCAACGCUGCAGCUUGGGCUAGUGCAAUGCAUGCUGGGACACAGGCCAUGAGGAGAUAUGGGGGUGCUGACCCUGGAGACAGAACGAUGUUGGAUGCUUUGUGUCCUGCUGUGGAUGAGCUGAUGAAGCUAACCACAGAACCGCCUGGUGGUCAGAUGGCCGUACUGCAGGCUGCCGUUCAGAGAGCGGCCUCGGGGGCAGAGUCGACACGUAACCUCACAGCGAGGGCGGGCAGAGCCAGCUACGUCGCAGCUGAGCGGGUCACCCUGCCCGACCCCGGCGCCGUGGCUGUUGCCGCCAUCUUAAGAGCCGUGCUGGAGUCGCUGGAAGGGAAGAAAUAAUCGACUAAAUAGUAUCCGAGCAGAUUAUUACUUUCACCAGACUAAUACUGGCAGAAGAACACUAUUAUGCCAGAGUGUUAACUGUGACUUGUGUGGUACAAGUCGUACAAGUUGAAGCACAUUUUAAACUUUCAUACAGUAAAUGAACACAAACUGGGAAAUUAGGUGCCUGAAAGACAGAAAAUGUAUCUAAAAUCUGACAGUAUGCUCUGUAUUAUUAAUUAUUAGUAGUGAUGGAAACCAUAACCAAGAUUGGUCAAAAUUGGUCAAAAACAAAAAAAGAAACACCAGUAUGGUCCUUUAAAUUUGAUCAACGAGCUCAGAAAUACUGUAAGUUUAGUUCAAGACUUAAAUAAAUUAUUGUUAUCACUGAUUUAAGUGAUUAUAACGGUCGCAGCAGGAGAGUUUUGUAUAAGCGGUUGAAUCAUGAACUGAACAUUCCUUGUUAUUAGGAAUGAAAUACAAUAGAGAUCAAUGAAUACACACAGAGUGUAUUAAAGAUACUAAUAACUAGAUUUUCACAGGACAUACACAGCAUACGAAGAAUUAGACAAUACAUAGAGUAUAUACAGGUCAUACUGUAUAUAGUAGACAUUCCUAAUUAAAAGCAGAUUAUUUUAUUUGACUGGACUCCCUCUAAUAGAGUUUUAUAAUUAAAGGAGUACUCCAACUGUUGCAAGAGACAAAUUAUGGUCAGAAUUGAAGUAGCAGGGGCAAAGAUGUUCUCCAAGACAGCUCUAAAAAAACACGUUAUCCUAUAUUUCUCAUAAUACAGCUUGAUAGCAUGUUUCAUUAGACCCUCCCUGCCUGGUAAGCACCUUCAAACUGUCAAAGGUUUGUCUGGAGUGCUCCUUUAAGACUAAUAAUGUAUCCUUUUUUAUCAUUUGUUUUUAAACCUCAUUUCCCUUUCAUCUUGCACUGUGUAACACACAUCCUGAACUUGUAUUAAAUGCACUAACAGUGUUAAUUCUAACUAAUAAAGUUACUAUUAUACUGUAUAUAAUAUGUGUGUUUUUUAACAGCAUGUAAGUCACUGUAGUCUGCACACAGAGUUCAAAGCUCAGUGACCAAAAGGGG
Molecule: messenger RNA, 2814 nt
Organism: Morone saxatilis (striped sea-bass)
Lineage: Eukaryota; Metazoa; Chordata; Actinopteri; Moronidae
Gene: tkfc
Product: triokinase/FMN cyclase
Biological process (GO): glycerol catabolic process
Cellular component (GO): cytosol
Molecular function (GO): ATP binding; glycerone kinase activity
Source: RefSeq, a predicted model, not a curated record